UUAAAAAUGAAUGUGCGCGUUCAAAUGCUUCAGGGGUCAUCCACAAAAACGUUUUCAAAACAACUAUUAAAUAUAGGCGAUAGAAAAGUUACUACAGAUGAAACUGGAUGCAUUAAAUUACCAACUGAUUUUUGCACAAUCGUUGAUUCAGAAGAUGCUCUCAUUAAACAAAUAUUUCCUGAUUUACACAUACAGUACAUAAAUCAUGAGUGGUUGGCAGAAAGAGCAAUUUUAGCAGCAAAAAAUGUAGACGUGAAUAAUUUGAAUCUCAAGAUACAACAGUUGUUACCAGGAGACUUGAUCUCAAACAAAUCAAUUGAUACAGUCUGCGAUGACACCGAAACUGUGAAUUAUCCAACAGAGUUUUUGAACUCCUUGGAUUUGCCAGGCAUGCCACCGCAUAACUUAAAACUGAAAAUUGGGUCUCCGGUUAUUUUACUCCGAAAUUUAAACCCAUCACGGUUAUGCAACGGCACGCGAUUAGUCAAUAAAAAAAUUGAUGAAAAACGUCGUUGAAGCCAACAUUUUAAAUGGUAAGUUCCGGGGAGAAAAUAUAUUAAUACGACGAAUCCCACUUAUACCCAGAGAUGUGCCAAUUCAAGUUAAACGCAUUCAAUUUUCAAUUAGAUUGGCAUUUGCAAUGACUAUCAAUAAGUCCCAAGGCCAAACGAUGUCCAUUUGUGGCUUAGAUUUGAGCACACCAUGCUUUUCACAUGGUCAGUUAUACGUGGCAUGUUUUAGAGUAGGCAAACCAUCAAGUUUAUUUGUAUUUGCUAAAGAUGGACUAACAAAAAAUAUCGUACAUACUAUGGCAUUAAAUAAUUGAUAUCAUUAUAGCAGUAAUGAAGAACACGAUAUA
Diabrotica virgifera virgifera (western corn rootworm) is the source of this 859-nucleotide messenger RNA. RefSeq lists its product as uncharacterized. The transcript has a single exon. Bases 7 to 516 code for a protein of 169 amino acids. The record is from RefSeq and is a predicted model, not a curated record. Lineage: Eukaryota; Metazoa; Arthropoda; Insecta; Coleoptera; Chrysomelidae.